CGUCCACUCUGUCAGACCUGGGUCUGUUCUCUACUAAGACCCUGGUGGAGGCUAACCCAGACCACCUGGUGGAGGUCCGGACCCAGCUGUCUCAGCCCACCGAUGAGAACUGGGACCUGAGCGGCACCAGGAAGAUGUGGCGCUGCCAGAGCAGCCAGUCACACACCACCAUCGCCAAGUACGCCCAAUACCAGGCGUCGUCCUUCCAGGAAUCACUACGGGAGGAGAAGAAGAUGGAGCUGGAAGCAGAGGCAGCCAACGCAGAGAGUGCGCCGUGGCGGAAGAAAGGGCCCUUCAAACACAUCAAGUUUGGCACCAACAUCGACCUGUCUGACGAUAGGAAGUGGAAACUGCAUCUGCAGGAGCUCAGUAAGCUGCCUGCGUUCGCCAGGGUGGUGUCUGCUGGCAACCUGCUCAGCCACGUAGGACACACCAUCCUGGGCAUGAACACUGUCCAGCUCUACAUGAAGGUCCCUGGGAGCCGCACGCCUGGUCACCAAGAGAACAACAGCUUCUGUUCCGUGAACAUCAACAUCGGCCCGGGGGACUGUGAGUGGUUCUCUGUGCCCCAGCCUUACUGGGGAAUCAUCAACCACUUCUGUGAAAAGAACAACAUCAACUUCCUGAUGGGUUCAUGGUGGCCCAACCUGGAGGACCUGUACGAGGCAGAUGUCCCUGUGUACCGCUUCAUCCAGCGCCCCGGAGACCUGGUGUGGCUCAACACGGGCACCGUCCACUGGGUCCAGGCCAUCGGCUGGUGCAACAACAUCGCCUGGAACGUAGGACCCCUCACGGCCUACCAGUAUAAGCUGGCAGCAGAGCGAUAUGAAUGGAAUAAGCUGCAGAGCGUCAAGUCCAUUGUUCCCAUGAUACACCUCUCCUGGAACAUGGCCAGGAACAUCAAAGUGUCCGACAGCAAGCUCUUCCAGAUGAUCAAGUACUGUCUUCUGCGGACAUUGAAGCAGUGUCAGAUGGUGCGGGAGCUACUGCAGGCGUCAGGCAAGGAGCUGGUGUGGCACGGCAGGACCAGGGACGAGCCCGCACACUACUGCAGCAUCUGUGAGGUGGAGGUGUUUGCACUACUGUUUGUAACCAGUGAGAGUAACAGCAGGAAGACGUACGUGGUGCACUGUCAGGACUGUGCCCGUAGGGGGAGCUCUAACCUGGACAGAUUUGUGGUGCUGGAGCAGUACAAGAUGGACGACCUCACACAGGUCUACGACCAGUUCACACUCGCUCCUCCUCUGCCAUCAUUGUCUUGACAGUAACAUUCUGUUGUUCUGAGGACAAUAAGAAUCCAUGCUGGACUCCCAGAACCCACCGGAAGCCCCUUUUCUGAUAUUCAGGAAGUGAGCCAGCAGUCCUCCACUGCUUUUUGUAGAUAUUCCACAAGGCAGCUGGGUGAAAAGCUGUGUGUCUAUGCAACCUGCCCAGAGUGGUGAGGUGUCUCCUCCUAGAGGACUGGAGGGGGAGGGCAUUACUCCUGCCUCCACCACCAGCCGUGGUGGAAAAAGUACCCCAUUGUCAUACUUGAGUAGAAGUAAAGAUACCUUAAUAGAAAAUGACUCAAGUAAAAG
Messenger RNA from Salvelinus sp. IW2-2015, 1577 nucleotides. The record is from RefSeq and is a predicted model, not a curated record. Lineage: Eukaryota; Metazoa; Chordata; Actinopteri; Salmoniformes; Salmonidae.